Molecule: messenger RNA, 732 nt
Organism: Porites lobata
Lineage: Eukaryota; Metazoa; Cnidaria; Anthozoa; Scleractinia; Poritidae
Source: the annotation of a GenBank genome assembly
AUGUCUAGAUUAGCUGGCUCGGCAAUUUCGCAGGGACCAUAUGUUGGACGAAUCGAUCGAUGGUCCGAGUGGAGACCGACAAGUGAGGAACCACUUUGGCUCCUCCUCUCAGGUGCCACAGAUCCGCCAAAAGAAAUUGGAAUUUCAAAGAGAAGGGCUCGUGAUGUAAAAGGAGAAAGGAAUGGUGAAUUUCUAGCAGGUAUAACUCAUGACUUAAUUCACAUGGAAGACGUGGUUGGAGCAAAGUUGUACAACACUGUGAAGGACCUUUAUCUAUCCAAGGACGCAGCUCUCCGACAAGGAGAUAGGAAUGGUGUAUUUUUAGCUGGUGUGGCUCAUGAUUUAGUCAACAUGGAAGAUGUAGUCGGAUCAAAGCUGUACAACACUGUUAAAGAUCUUUAUCUCACUAAGCAUGCAGCUCUUCGACACAUCACCUUGCUUUUUGAAAAAUGCAAGGACACAAACGCCAAGCCUAUGUUGUACUAUACAGGGCAUGGUGAGAUUGGCACUGGAAACUGGUGUUUUGAAGAUGGAACAAUCAGUAUCCAAGAAAUAUUUGACAACAUGCCGGAAGGCUGUUACUACCCAAUGAUCUUCAGCGAUGCCUGCUUCAGUGGAAACUGGGCAAAUUUUUGUCUCAACAAAGGUAUUGCCGGUUUUAAUUGCCUUGCAGCGUGCCCAGAGUACUCAAAGGCUACUGAUACGAAAGGUGUGUAUAGAGCGAAUAAUUAA